UUGAAAAUAAACAAAUUAAAUCUCGUUUGUGUUAUACGUUUUGUUGAUAAUAUUUCCUCGACUGUCACCGGUACCAACUCUUUGGCUAUAUUAUCUCAUUGCUUGGCUCCCGAGUCCGAUACAAGUAGUUUGCAAAGAAAAAGAUGUGACCGGGCUUGCGUACACCAGUCAACAGUGUUAACAGGUAACAGCGGCAACAACAACAGUGAGAUCACGAUCAGUGGGUCUUCAGCAGCAGCGCUGGAUCAACAGUGUACCAACGAGCCGAAGCAGCCGAGGCGCAAGUCCAGCUGCAUCAGCAGCAGCGCCCUGUCGAGCAUCGCCGAGGAACAGCAGCAUCAGCAGUCAUCGUCCCUCGGUGCUGUUGACGCUGUUGUUGUUAUCGAGCCACCCGCUCUAACCGCCGCAGCCUCGACCUCCUCGUCAUCCUUGUAUUGCUCGUCAUCGGAAUGCCGCGGUAGGAAACGCAAGAUGCAGCCACCCCACGACCAGGAGAUUUGGUGCCGAUCCAGGCAGAACGGCGUCGUGCAGCCCCUGCUCACGGAUCUGUAUCAAAUCACGAUGGCUUAUGCCUAUUGGAAGAACGGAAAGAUAAACGAUUAUGCGGUCUUCGAUCUUUUCUUCAGAAAGAACCCCUUUCAGGGUGAAUUUACUGUGUUUGCUGGGCUGGAGGAGUGUCUCAAGUUCCUGGAAAAGUUUCACUACUCUGAUAGUGAUAUUGAAUAUCUCAAAUAUGCGAUGCCUGCAUCAGUUGAGCCAGAGUUCUUUGAUUUUUUACAAAAUUCAACAGCUAGGGAUGUUACUCUUUAUGCCAUUGAGGAAGGAUCUGUAGUGUUUCCACGAGUACCACUGUUAAGGGUUGAAGGGCCUUUGAUAAUGGUACAACUUUUGGAAACAACGCUGUUAACUCUGGUCAACUACGCUAGUCUAAUGGCAACGAACGCAGCAAGGUAUCGCAUGGUCGCUGGCAAGGGAAUUCGAUUGCUCGAGUUUGGCUUGCGAAGAGCACAGGGGCCAGACGGUGGUCUCAGUGCUUCCAAGUACAGCUAUAUGGGUGGCUUUGACGGUACCAGCAACGUUUUAGCUGGUAAAUUGUUUCACAUACCUGUGAGUGGCACUCACGCACACGCCUAUGUCACAUCUUUUACCAGUUUUAAUGAUUUACCUGAUAAGACAGUACCCGACAAACAUACUGGAGAAAAACGAGAUCUCUUAGCAUUGUCUUGUAAAUAUCGAGAUAAUAUAGCGUCAGAUUUAGGUGUAUUAGUAUCAGAAGCCUCUGAUGGAGAACUGACUGCUCUUGCGAGCUAUGCAAUAGCUUUUCCAGAUGGGUUCAUGGCAUUGGUCGAUACUUAUGACACUAAAAGUGUUGACACAACGGCCAAGCCACAAGCAAAUGUAACCGGCAAUAACUUAACGAAUAAGCUUCUAGCUAACGGAAGCAAUAAGACACCUCGAAAUGGUGCGAGACACAUCCCAAUUAUAUCUGAUGAACCAACUUUGUCAAAGAGUGGCAUAAUAAGACAAAGUGAAUUGGGCGAGCUCUAUGUAAGAAGUGGUUUAUUGAAUUUCUGUGCAGUUGCUUUGGCCUUGAGCAAUCUAGGCUACAAAGCGAUUGGCAUUCGCAUUGACAGUGGAGACUUAGCCUACCUCAGUCAAGUAGCCAGAGAGUUGUUUGUAAAGCUUGCCAAAAAAUUCGAUUUGCCGUGGUUUGCUAAACUUACGAUUGUUGCCUCCAAUGACAUUAACGAAGAAACUAUUGUUAGCUUGAAUGAACAGAAUCAUAGAAUAGACUGCUUUGGAAUUGGAACCCAUUUAGUAACUUGUCAGAAACAACCAGCACUAGGUUGCGUGUAUAAAUUAGUAGAAAUCAAUGAUCAGCCUAGAAUAAAAUUGAGUCAGGAAGUUGGAAAAGUGACAAUGCCUGGCAGGAAAACUGCAUAUAGGCUAUAUGGUUUGGAUGGUCAUGCUUUAAUAGAUUUAUUGCAAAGGGUUGAAGAAGAACCCCCUCAAGUUGGACAAAAGGUGCUAUGUAGACAUCCCUUUGAAGAAUCCAAGCGUGCUUACGUUAUUCCUACAAGAGUUGAAAGUCUACACAGGUUAUACUGGCAGGAUGGUAAAAUUCGGCAGAAAAUACCGACACUCGCAGAAACGCGAAAUAGGGUGCGAGAGUCUCUGAACACCUUACGCAACGAUAUUAAACGGAAUUUAAAUCCUACGCCUUACAAGGUAUCUGUUAGCGAUCACCUGUACUCUUUCAUCCACGAUUUAUGGCUUCAAAAUGCUCCGAUUGGUGAAUUAUCUUGAAGCAAUUUUUUUUCAUCACUUAUAAAAAAUUACCAAAGCUUGUACUUUUACAAGCGUAAAAUCAACCCACAGUUCUCAAUUUAUGAGAACACUAACGGUCAUAAAAAGCAAAUAAUAAUUAUAAAAAGUAAGCAUAAUAGAGGAUGUAAAAAGUAACUAUUUCAGAAAAAUCCAUAGAUACUUUUAGGGGCCUUACAGUGAUAAAGUUAAUAAUGUUGUUGAAAAAAAUUUGAAUUAUACAUGUGUCAUGAAACGAAAAAAACUAGGACAAUAGGU
Molecule: messenger RNA, 2583 nt
Organism: Copidosoma floridanum
Lineage: Eukaryota; Metazoa; Arthropoda; Insecta; Hymenoptera; Encyrtidae
Gene: Naprt
Product: nicotinate phosphoribosyltransferase
Biological process (GO): NAD+ biosynthetic process via the salvage pathway
Cellular component (GO): cytosol
Molecular function (GO): nicotinate phosphoribosyltransferase activity
Source: RefSeq, a predicted model, not a curated record